Molecule: messenger RNA, 1082 nt
Organism: Caenorhabditis angaria
Lineage: Eukaryota; Metazoa; Nematoda; Chromadorea; Rhabditida; Rhabditidae
Source: the annotation of a GenBank genome assembly
AUGGUCAUUGAAAAGGAAAAGGUUAUUCACUUUGUCGAUCGAAUUUUGCUAAAAUUGAUGACACGCUGGCAACGAGCAAAAUCAAUGACAUUAUUCACAGCCAAUGAAUUAGCCGAACUAUGUUUGAGAGCUCGCGAAAUGAUGUGGAAUGAGCCAAUUUGUUUGAAAAUCAAAGCGCCGAUCACAGUUGUUGGUGAUAUUCAUGGACAAUUUGAAGAUUUGCUAGCAAUGUUGGAUUCAAAUGGAUGGCCGAUCACUGAUAUAGAAAUCAAGGAAAUGAAAGAUGCUCAAAAGAAAAAUCAAUCGAAAAAGAGCAAAUCGAAAAGUAUGAAGCCACAAAAACCUCCACGAAAUUAUCUUUUUUUGGGAGAUUAUGUUGAUCGUGGCCCGUAUUCGAUGGAAGUUGUAAUUCUUCUCAUUGCAUUAAAGAUCAAAUUCCCGGACAGAAUUUAUUUGUUGCGAGGAAACCACGAAUCAAGAGCUGUCAACUCACAUUAUGGUUUUUAUCGUGAAUUGAAACAGAGAUAUUCGGUCGAACUGUAUGAAUAUUUUCAAGUGAGUUAAUCAUAAUUUAGCCAAAAAUUACGAUAAUUAAAUAUCAAAUUGUUUUGCAGAACAUGUUCAACUGCUUUCCAUUCACUGCCAUUGUAAAUGACACAAUUAUGUGUAUGCAUGGUGGAAUAAGCAGUCUUUUGGAACAUUUCGACCAAUUCUCUGCUUUCAAACGUCCACUUGAAAUCCCAGAUGUCGGAGUUUUGGCGGAUUUAACAUGGGCUGAUCCGGAUCCAGUUGUCGCUGAAUACGAGCCAAGUCCACGUGGAGCCUCUUAUGUUUUCGGCUCAAAAGCCUUGAGAACUUUCCAAAGUCGUUUGGGACUUCAACUGAUUAUUCGUGGCCAUCAAGUUGUCGAUGAUGGUUACGAAUUCUUUGAUGAAAGACGAUUGGUCACAAUUUUCUCGGCGCCAAAUUAUUGCGGACAACAAGACAAUUCAGCGGCAAUGCUCAACGUUUCCGAAGAUUUGGUGUUGGGCUUUUUCAUCUUUCGCCCAGAAUCAAGAGAUUUGGAAAAGCAGAAGAAAUGA